CACCUGCUGAGGCGAAAAAGGAUCGGAGAGUUUUGAUGCUUCGGGAGAGUGGUCUGUCUGUCAGGAGCGCCGCAGAAGUUAUUUUUUCAACCGAGUUUUAAAGGAAAAGUAUUGGAAUAGACAGAAAGGAAUGGAUUUCUCGAUAUCCCACAUCUGCUCUGUAUUGAUUAUUCUCAUUGCAGGUGUAGCCCAUUGCCUGGAGAUCACGUCCCAGGGGCCCACGUCCAUAGAGAAGGCCAGCAGUGAGAGCGUCAAGCUGGACUGCCAGUUCUCUCUGGCCCCCGAGGACUCUGGCCCCCUGGACAUCGAAUGGAGCCUGCUGGCCUCUGACAACCAGAAAGAGGAUAAAGUGGUGAUCCUAUACUCUGGGGACAGGGCCUAUGAGGACUACUACCCUGCAGUGAAGGGGCGAGCCCACUUCAACUCAGCCGACCCGAAGAAUGGUGACGCUUCCAUCAACUUGACGGGUCUGAAGUCUAGCGACACUGGGACCUACCAGUGCAAGGUGAAGAAGGCCCCGGGCAUCCGCAGCAGGAAGAUGCUGCUGACUGUCAUGGUGAGACCGUCCAAGCCCAGAUGCUCUGCCGACGGCCCCACCCUGGAGGGUACGGAUGUGGUCCUGAGGUGUACGUCCAGUGAGGGGACCAACCCCCUGCAGUACACCUGGGAGAAGACCAGCGACAACAAACUGCUGCCUGCCUCCGCCGUGCUAGACCCUGUGGGAGGCACCAUGAAUGUAAGGAACGCGUCCACCAGCUCCUCAGGAACCUACCGCUGCACAGCUAAGAACCACGUGGGCAUGGAGGAGUGUAUUCUACAGCUUGGCAUCACUCCCCCCCCCAACACUGCUGGUAUCAUAGCUGGAGCCAUCAUCGCUGUUCUGCUGGCCCUCAUCAUCAUCGCCAUCAUCCUCUUCUGCUGCUGCCGCGCCCGCAACAGGAAGAAGUACGAGAAGGAGAUCUCCUACGAGAUCAGAGAGGACGUCCCCCCUCCGAAGAGCCGCGUAUCGACGGCCCGCUCCUUCACCAGCGUGGGCAGCCAGCGCUCCUCCCUAGGCUCCAUGUCCCCCUCCAACCUACACGAGUACGCCCUCAAGCCCCAGUACGACAAAAUCCCCUCCGUGGAGGAGUAUGAGAGGCCCCCCAGCCACGCACCCCUGCCCCCACCCGUCGCCAGCAAGAUGGCCGGCCCCAACCUCAGCCGCAUGGGCGCCAUCGCCGUCAUGAUCCCCGCCCAGAACAGGGACGGCUCCAUUGUGUAGUGGAAAGAAACAGAAAGAUGGAGGGAGAGACCGGGGGACACUAGCCAGAGAGGUGGGGUGGCUGGGCUGGGGGACUGUGCUGGGCAGCCAGAUUCUACCCUCUACCACGCACCACCAACUGGAACCCCCACUCUGCUCUGCUUUAUGGAGGUUUGGGUGUGGUGUUGUACUGAGGAGAAAAGAGAAGCAGUAUUGUACCAUGUCACCCACUAUGAACUAUUUACUGUUGACAAAAAAACAGAUGCUUUUAUGAAUUUUACUUCCUGAACUUUCUCACACAUGACAAUUAUGAAUUCUAGGCUGGGUACAUUUUAAUGGUCAAUUCACACAGGUUUCUUUGUACAUAGUUGAAUGCAUGAUGUUUUUUUUUUAUCUAGCCGGCCCUGUGCAUAGAGAGUUGUGUUCAGAGCGGACCAAGGUCUCUGAUUGGCCUGUUGUGUACCAUGUAGAGUAUUACAGCUUGACGUGUAUGUUUCUGGGAAAUGUACAGUUCUACUCUACUUUCUUUGGAUGAAAUACCCAUGGAGUGAUCAGACAUGUUUGAUCAAUUCACUUCUGUAACACACAGCUUAUCUCAAGAAUAGGGGUUGCCGAAGGGAUUUUAGAGUUCUGCUUUUCAAAAUAAUGAUUUGUCAAGUAGUUACCUUUUUUAAAGAUGUUCAUUCCACUGGUUGGACUGUGGCUGAUGUCAUGGCCAUGUUUGCCAGCCCUGAGAGAAAUUGGGUCAGCUGGUUAUUUCGACAGUUGACCGUUUUGAAAUGUCCAGCUUGGUCUGGAGGGGACGGGUGGACAGGGUUGGCUAAUGACACGGAAGGGGGAGUUCAGACCUCCACAUGGUGUGAUUAGUGUAUUGUCUCUUUGCUGGGUUUACAGCCCACCCUUCAAGUUCCUACAACAGGCAGUGUUUUGGGAGGUGCGGGGUGAGGUUCACUGAACAAUCAUAUUUGAUUGUGUUUGACUGCCACCAGCCCCUCUGACCCCACCAGUACACCCCUUCCUAUCCCCUACACUGUAUGGUAUUAUUAACCCGCUCUGGUGUUUAACCAUCAAACCCCUGAACAAAAUGGUACAUUUAACUGCACACUCAGGAUUCAAUAUCUCGAUGAAACAAAUUUUUCAAUUGUCAUUAUGAAGUCAAAAAUGUUUAGUGGUUCAUUCAUGCACCUCUAUUCAUGAAGGAUGAAGUAUGUACAGUAUAGUAAUUUACAUGAUAUAUGGAAGGAAGUGAGUGUUGAGGGGAAGAAGAAGAUAUUAGGGUGUUAGGUGUCUGCUGCACCAACAGCACAGUAACUCUGUUUUCCAGGGUGUCUAUAAUGCACCCAUGCUCUCUCACUCUGUCACAUACUCACAGCCCCCCAGUCAGUGCUUCUGCUCAGCCCAGAUGGAGUGUUUCUGUGAUUCACAUCAGUGUUCUUGUGCCUUGUCUGUACUGACUUGUAUCACAUACAUACUGUUACAGCCACAGGCCUCUAGGUGUGUGUGUGUGUGUGUGUGUGUGUGUGUGUACCCAGGCUGGGCUCUAGUCUUCUACCGUUGCUAUGCACUGUACAUGUAUGUUUUGUAGCCAGCUGUCGUUGUAUGGUACAUGACACAAUAGUUGGCUACAGAACAUGCAGUAUGUCUGUAGUACGAGACUCACAUCGGCAUGACAACUAGUCCACUUUUCACGGUUCUGGAUCCUGUGUAAAUCCACAUCAACUGAGUGGAGGUUGGUUACAUUAGCUCUAUAUUCGAACAUUAGCAAUGUAAAAAACAACAACAAAAACAG
Molecule: messenger RNA, 3029 nt
Organism: Oncorhynchus tshawytscha (Chinook salmon)
Lineage: Eukaryota; Metazoa; Chordata; Actinopteri; Salmoniformes; Salmonidae
Product: coxsackievirus and adenovirus receptor homolog
Exons: 7
Coding region: 131-1261 (376 amino acids)
Biological process (GO): homotypic cell-cell adhesion
Cellular component (GO): bicellular tight junction; intercalated disc; basolateral plasma membrane
Molecular function (GO): cell adhesion molecule binding
Source: RefSeq, a predicted model, not a curated record